Molecule: messenger RNA, 600 nt
Organism: Neurospora hispaniola
Lineage: Eukaryota; Fungi; Ascomycota; Sordariomycetes; Sordariales; Sordariaceae
Exons: 1
Coding region: 90-398 (102 amino acids)
Source: RefSeq, a predicted model, not a curated record
CUUUGUCAAACCUGAAGAUUGUUGAAGUGGUCCUGCUCUGUCUGAAGGCAGCACUGGCGCCCGAGCCUUGGCGGUUUGCUUUUCUCACCAUGAACAAGUGUUCCUGCGAUCACUUUUUGCCGUAUUCUCGUCUCCACACAGAGUUAGGUUGGCUGGCCGGCGCUCUCGAGCGCAGUAUGGUUAGGAGGACUUGGGACCGCAACAACCAAAACACUGGCAAGGUCCGGCAAAUCAAAUGGAAUGGAAACACCAUCGGCUGUCUUUGCCCUGUCAGAUCCCCGCUGCCGGCCCCGGAGCCGCUUGGCACCCUAACGACAUGCUGUCCUACUGCAGUUGUUGGAGCAGAUUGUCAGGCAGACGGCCUUUUGACUGCAGGCGACCGUCUCAAAGGUCAGUGACUGGAACGUUCAAGACAACAAUAUCCUCCCAGACCACUUGGAUAUUGCCACUUUCCUUUUGUGAGACGGGAAAAGUUCAUGUACCGGGGCAACAAGGCAAACGCUUCUAGUCACAUGAGCAGUUGGGUGUACUGAUGCCAUGUUUCCAGUCAUAUCAAAGUACGCCGUACCCUUCUUUCCGGUCCGAGUUGGAUACGUGACA